Messenger RNA from Spea bombifrons (plains spadefoot toad), 4185 nucleotides. RefSeq names its product importin 7 (gene IPO7). The record is from RefSeq and is a predicted model, not a curated record. Gene Ontology annotation, molecular function: small GTPase binding. Bases 95 to 3211 code for a protein of 1038 amino acids. The transcript has 25 exons. Gene Ontology annotation, biological process: protein import into nucleus. Gene Ontology annotation, cellular component: nuclear envelope; cytosol. Lineage: Eukaryota; Metazoa; Chordata; Amphibia; Anura; Pelobatidae.
GGAGGUGUUUCCGGGCUCUGGACACUCUCCUUCCUUUCGCGCCGGCGGCUGCUCCAUGUGCAGAGCUCGGCACUAGGCUGACCCCUUGACAGACAUGGACCCCGCCCGCCUGAUCGAGGCCCUUCGGGGCACCAUGGACCCGGGCCUGCGGGAGGCGGCCGAGAGACAGCUCAACGAGUCCCAUAAGAUUGUAAACUUCGUGUCAACUCUGCUUCAAAUCACCAUGUCUGAGCAGCUGGACUUACCAGUAAGGCAGGCAGGAGUUAUUUAUUUGAAGAAUAUGAUUACUCAGUACUGGCCGGACCGGGAGGUGACUCCAGGAGAAAUGCCCCCUCAUAUCAUUCCGGAGGAGGAUCGCCACUUCAUCCGUGAAAACAUUGUAGAGGCGAUAAUUCAGUCUCCAGAACUGAUUAGAGUUCAGCUCACAACCUGUAUCCAUCAAAUCAUUAAACACGAUUAUCCGAAUCGCUGGACCGCGGUCGUGGAGAAGAUCGGAUUUUACCUGCAGUCCGAUAACAGCGCCUGCUGGCUGGGAAUCCUCCUCUGUCUUUACCAGCUCGUGAAGAACUAUGAGUAUAAGAAACCAGAGGAGAGAACCCCCCUAAUCGUGGCGAUGCAGCAUUUCCUGCCCAUGCUGAAGGACAGAUUCAUCCAGCUGCUGGCCGACACGUCCGAGCAGUCUGUCCUCAUCCAGAAACAGAUCUUCAAGAUCUUCUACGCGCUUGUCCAGUAUACUUUGCCGCUGGAGCUGAUUAAUCAGCAGAACCUGACAGAAUGGGUUGAGAUUUUGAAGACUGUGGUGGAUCGAGACGUACCCGCUGAAACCCUCCAGGUUGAUGAAGAUGACCGUCCAGAAUUGCCUUGGUGGAAAUGCAAGAAGUGGGCCCUGCAUAUAAUGGCCAGGCUGUUUGAAAGGUACGGGAGCCCUGGGAAUGUCUCUAAGGAGUAUAAUGAAUUCGCUGAAGUCUUCCUGAAGGCCUUUGCCGUUGGUGUGCAGCAGGUCUUAUUGAAGGUUCUCUACCAGUACAAGGAGAAGCAGUACAUGGCCCCCCGCGUCCUGCAGCAAACACUGAACUAUCUCAAUCAGGGGGUAUCGCAUGCCGUCACCUGGAAGAACCUGAAACCUCAUAUCCAGGGAAUAAUUCAAGAUGUUAUUUUCCCUCUGAUGUGCUACACAGACUCUGACGAAGAGCUGUGGCAGGAAGACCCCUACGAGUACAUCCGCAUGAAGUUCGAUGUGUUUGAGGAUUUUAUUUCGCCAACCACUGCUGCCCAGACCCUGCUAUUCACAGCCUGCAGUAAGAGGAAGGAGGUUCUCCAGAAGACUAUGGGUUUUUGCUAUCAGAUCCUCACCGAACCAGGUGCAGAUCCUCGGAAGAAAGAUGGCGCUCUGCAUAUGAUUGGUUCCUUAGCAGAAAUUUUAUUGAAGAAAAAGAUCUACAAAGACCAGAUGGAAUUUAUGCUGCAGAACCACGUGUUCCCUCUAUUCAGCAGCGAGCUUGGCUACAUGAGAGCCCGGGCGUGCUGGGUUCUCCACUACUUCUGUGAGGUGAAGUUCAAAAUCGACCAGAAUCUGCAGACUGCCUUGGAGCUGACCAGGAGGUGUCUGAUCGAUGACCGGGAGAUGCCCGUUAAAGUGGAGGCUGCCAUCGCUCUCCAGGUGCUCAUCAGCAAUCAGGAAAAAGCCAAGGAGUAUAUUGCCCCGUUCAUCAGGCCUGUGAUGCAGGCUUUGCUGCACAUUAUCAGGGAGACGGAGAAUGAUGACCUUACCAACGUCAUUCAGAAAAUGAUCUGCGAGUACAGCGUGGAAGUCACUCCGAUUGCUGUGGAAAUGACACAACAUCUGGCAAUGACUUUCAAUCAAGUGAUCCAGACCGGGCCAGAUGAGGAAGGAAGUGACGACAAAGCUGUGACUGCCAUGGGAAUCCUUAAUACCAUCGAUACUCUGCUCAGUGUUGUUGAGGACCACAAGGAGAUUACCCAGCAGUUGGAAGGAAUUUGUCUGCAGGUGAUUGGAACAGUUCUUCAGCAGCACGUUCUGGAGUUUUACGAGGAGAUCUUUUCUCUGGCUCACAGUCUCACCUGCCAGCAGGUGUCGGCCCAGAUGUGGCAGCUCUUACCAUUGGUUUUUGAGAUCUUCCAGCAGGAUGGCUUUGACUACUUUACAGACAUGAUGCCUCUCCUGCACAAUUACGUCACGGUGGAUACAGACACCCUCCUGUCUGACACAAAGUACCUGGAGAUGAUUUACAGCAUGUGUAAAAAGGUACUGACGGGUGUAGCUGGAGAAGACGCUGAAUGUCACGCAGCCAAGCUGCUGGAGGUUGUCAUCCUUCAGUGUAAAGGCCGCGGCAUCGACCAGGUCAUUCCGCUGUUUGUGGAGGCUGCGCUGGAGAGGUUGACCAGGGAAGUGAAGACCAGCGAGCUCCGGACCAUGUGCCUACAGGUGGCUAUUGCAGCCUUGUACUACAGUCCUCCGCUGCUUCUAAACACCCUGGAGAACCUGCGCUUCCCCAACAACGUUGAGCCGGUCACAAACCACUUCAUCAAGCAGUGGCUCAAUGAUGUGGACUGCUUCCUGGGACUGCAUGAUCGGAAGAUCUGCGUACUCGGUUUAUGUGCGCUUAUCGACCUUGAACAAAGACCCCAGGUGUUAAGCCAGAUAUCUUCACAAAUCUUGCCAGCUUUCCUCCUUUUGUUCAAUGGUUUGAAAAGAGCCUACGCCUGCCAUGCAGAGCAAGAAAACGACAGCGACGAUGACGACGAUGGAGAAGAUGACGAUGAAGCUGCAGAGCUGGGAAGCGAUGAAGAUGACAUAGAUGAAGAAGGUCAGGAAUACCUGGAGAUUUUGGCCAAGCAGGCAGGCGAGGAUUUGGAUGACGAUGACUGGGAAGAAGAUGACGCGGAGGAAACGGCGCUAGAGGGUUACACGACGCUUAUCGAUGAUGAAGAUAACCCUGUUGAUGAAUAUCAGAUAUUCAAAGCUAUUUUUCAGAAGCUCCAAGCCGGGGAUCCUGAGUGGUAUCAGGCUCUUACUCAAGGACUCAAUGAAGAACAAGGAAAACAGCUACAGGACAUAGCAACGCUGGCAGAUCAGAGACGGGCAGCUCACGAAUCCAAGAUGAUCGAGAAACACGGAGGCUACAAGUUUAACGCUCCAGUUGUGCCAAGCUCCUUCAAUUUCGGCGGGCCAGCCCCAGGAAUGAAUUGAGCUUUCUUUUUUUUUCCUGCUAAAGUGUGACUGGUUGUAGUGAGAAAAAAAAAAGCUUGUGUUCCUCCCAGUAGUGGUUCCAGAAACUGGUCCAUGUUGUCCGACGCUCACUCUGAACUUAUUAUGACUUUGCAAUUCACCAUCAGAAUCCGGAAAAGUGUGAGAACGGAUCAUGCGGCCUGGCCCUGGGACAGCAAACGGGGGUUUAUAUUUUUCCUUUGACGAUAGUAAGAGCUCAACUUCCAAGCUUCAAAAACAGAGGACAUCUGAAGCCCGACGCGGAAAUAUCACGGAGGCAAACGAGACCACAGGCGGCGGGGACUAUCUUCCUGUACACGCGAGGGCCGAUCUCCAUUUUACUUCACCAGUUUUAGUGUACGAGCCGAUGCCGUGUAUCUUGCCUCAAAUGUCAAUUCUUUUAUUAAGUACGGCCUUCCUAAGGCUCUUCUUUUCCAUUUCCGAGUAAUACUUGACUGUUCCUAACGUAGAAUGUUGGACACUUGUAGCACUACACGAGUAACGAGAUGUGUAAACGGCACUUUUAUAUUGAAAGUAACCCGCUCGCCCCGUGUACAAAUUGGCAAACCGUUUGCUGUUUAUACGUUGGCAGAAGGGAUGACCUGGGGGCAGCCGCCAUUAAUUUAAGAUGAACUUGGCCGCUUUUUGUACCCGGUGACUCUGCGUGGAGGUCACCCUCUGGUUGUGACUUGAAUGCGGCUCUGUGAAAAGGCGUUAGGAAUAUUCAUCGCUGCUACAAUUGGCAACACCCUCCGUGUCCUUUGUUUUUUCUUUUUUCUUAAAGCUCUUAACGUACGAGUCACAUUUGGAUACAAAACGGUAACGUAGGCACCGAGAUAAACCUUUCUCUUCUGAAGCAUGUAAAUCGGACAUGGAGCUCUUAAAGAGUUUGAUUGAAGUGUGUGGAUGAAACAUCUAUAUAUGCAAUCUAUUAAAAAUAAGAUGAAUCCGGCUAA